Phytophthora sojae is the source of this 1185-nucleotide messenger RNA. RefSeq lists its product as hypothetical. The record is from RefSeq and is a predicted model, not a curated record. NCBI's taxonomy places the organism in Eukaryota, Oomycota, Peronosporomycetes, Peronosporales, Peronosporaceae. Bases 1 to 1185 code for a protein of 394 amino acids. The transcript has 4 exons.
AUGGUGAAGCUCUUCUGUGCGGUCGUAGGUGUGGCAGGCAGCGCGUUCUCGGUGCGAGUAGAUGAGAGCGACACGGUGGACGACUUGAAGAAGGCGAUCAAGGCGGAGAAGACGAACGACUUCAAGGACAUCGACGCAGACAAGCUGGAGCUCUACGUGGCGAAGAGGGAUGGUGAGUGGCUGACGGAGGCAGACGUCAAGAGCGGACAUCACGGGCCUCGUGCGGUUGGAAGUGGUGCGGCAGCAGGGAGAGGCCCGGUGAACGUGCUGGUGAUGCUUCCGGAGCAAGAACACGCACAAACUGAAUUGUGGCUUGUCACUGGGUCCGUUGACAACGCGCUGAACACGAAAGAGAUUCGCUGCAGGCUGUACCGACUGGCGGGGUCAUACCUUGGAUACUACGAUCCCAACCUUCGUGCUGGCGAAACCGACAAGGCGCUGUGGUAUGAUGAGGCGAUGCUGCGGAUCCAUGUUCUCUUCAAAGAAGAGAGGGAUGCUUUGCUAUUUGAAAACGAACUGCAGACCGAAGGUAUCAAGCAAACUUCCCCACUCGAUGGCCACACAAUCUCGACGACUGUAGCCCCAGUUUCUCGGGAGUUAAGCGAACUGCGACGCAUCGUUGCCUUGCAUUAUGUUCCAGAUGAUACCGAGUCCCCUCAAGUCUCAAUGACGUCUUUCUCGUCCAGCACCUCGAUCGUUGACGUGGCGACUGACGAAUUCAAGUACCAGCGUAUCGAGAAUGACGAGUGGUUCGGGACAGUGGGAAAGGCGCAGAGCUGUCAUGUGAUGUCCAGAGAGCAUUGCAAGAAACAUCCAAGCUACAAUAACUAUGACAACGACCCAAGCAAUCGCCUUGCUCUUUCUGCAGAAAUGCACGAGUGGUUUGAUGCUCGGUCGUUCACGGUGCCGACGCUAAAAAUUUCCGUCGAGUCCACAUCUGAAGGAUUUGUAAUCGGCAACAGAUACAAGAUCAAUUUGGUUGUGCGCGCGUGGAAUGCUGGAUUCGCAAAACUCAUCGCACUGCGAUUGAAAGAUGGCUUUGUUUUGUCGGAUGAUGGUUUGGAGAUGCGAACAUUCGUCUACGUACAGAACAAGAAGGUGUUUUGCGACUGCAUGGAGUGGAAGCGCAAAGAGACAGAGAAGAAGUGGAGAGAGUACGAUGAGAUGGCACCUGCUGUAGACUGA